Molecule: messenger RNA, 198 nt
Organism: Anisakis simplex (herring worm)
Lineage: Eukaryota; Metazoa; Nematoda; Chromadorea; Rhabditida; Anisakidae
Source: the annotation of a GenBank genome assembly
UACACUUACGGAGGUGUACGUGAACUACGUCCAAUGUCGUCCGAUAUAAGGGCGUUGUCGUUGGAAUUGGUUUGGGUGUCCCAAUGGGGUAGUGGCAGGUCCAGUAGGGGCUGCAGUUGGCGGCUCGAUCGGAUUCGUCGCAAGCAUGGCGAUGGCGUUAGCGGGUGCCGCAAGGAAGUGAUUUGUUAUGUGAUGUGA